AUGGCUGAAAUUAUUGCUACUGAGUUGAUUAAAGUCGUUUUUCAGAAACUGGGAGAUGAAGCGUUGAAGCAGAUCGUUCGGGCACAGGGAAUCCGAUCAGAGAUCAAGAACUUGGACAAGACACUGUCAAAAAUCCAAGAUCUCCUAAAUGAUGCUGCUGACAAAGAAACCGCUGAUAAAGAUGUCAAACAAUGGCUCAAUAGUCUCCAACAUUUGGCUUAUGAUAUCGAUGACUUACUUGAUGGUUUGGCAACUGAUGCUAUGCAUCGUGAGCUGAAUGAUCAGGAGUCAGGUUCAAAUACCAGAAAGGUAAUUAGAAAGUUCAUCCCGACAUGUUGUACUGAUUUGAAUAUAAGUAGUAGAUUGCAUCCCAAGUUAGAUAGCAUCACUGCCAAGUUAGAGAUACUAGAAAAGGAAAAGGUUUCUCUAGGUUUGAAUAUCAAGAAAGAUGAAAAGCCAAACAGUGUAACUAGUAGAAAAAACCAGACCUCUUUGCCAGAUUCAUAUAAGAUUGUUGGUAGAGAAGCUGAAAAAAUGGUAUUGCUCCAUAAAUUGUUGGGAGAUGAGAAACCAUGUAAGGAAAAGUUUAGCGUUGUACCUAUAGUUGGUAUGGGUGGGGUUGGUAAGACCACUUUGGCUAGAAGUUUAUAUAACGAUAGACAGGUGCAGGAUCACUUUAAGCUCCGUAUGUGGGUUUGUGUUUCUGAUGAUUUUGAUGUGUUUAAGAUUAGUCAAACCAUCUUUAGAGCAAUGACCAGUGAAAACAAGGAAUUUGAAGAUUUAAAUCAGCUUCAAAUAGCUCUGUCAGAUCAAUUUAAGGAGAAACAAUUUCUACUGGUACUAGAUGAUAUUUGGUGUGAAGAAUACGUCGAUUGGGAGAACCUCGUAAAGCCGUUUGAUGCAGGGGCUCCUGGAAGUAAAAUAAUCAUGACAACCCGGAAGGAAGGAUUGCUCAAACAGAUUGGUUUCGAUCAUCUAGACAAGCUCGAGAGUUUGUCACAUGACGAUGCUAUGUCUUUACUUGCUCGUCAUGCAUUGGAUGUAGAUAACUUUAAUUCGCAUCCUAAACUGAAACCACAUGGUGACGGUAUUGUGAAAAACUGUGGACGUUUGCCUUUGGCUUUAAAAGUAGUUGGAAGGCUAUUGAGGGCCAGAUUAGAUGAAAGAGAUUGGCAGCAAGUGUUAAAUAGCGAGAUAUGGCGUUUAAAAAAUGUUAAUGAUAUUGUUCCAGCCCUUAGGCUAAGUUACCAAGAGCUUUCAGCAUGUUUGAAACAAUUGUUUGCAUAUUGCUCCUUUUUCCCCAAGGACUUUUUGUUUGACAAAAGGGAGCUGGUUUUGUUGUGGGUGGCCGAAGGUUUCAUUAAACAAUCAACUGGAAGCAUGUUAACCGAAGAAUCCUUGGGACAUGAAUACUUUGAAGAGUUGUUAUCGAGGUCAUUUUUUCAGCAUGCACCUAAUGAUGAAUCGUUCUUUGUCAUGCACGACCUCUUGAAUGACUUGGCCAUAUUUGUUGCUGAAGAUUUUUUUCUCAGGUUGAAUGAUCAAAUGGAAAUGAAGCUAGAAACUUUGGCAAAGUACCGCCGUAUGUCAUUUAUUCGUGAGGAAUUUGUCGGUCACCAGAAGUUCGAGGCACUUAAAAGUGCCAAGAGUUUGAGAACUUUUUUGGCGGUGUCUACCGGGGGGAAAGAAAGUUAUGAUAUAUUCUACUUCUCGAAUAAGAUUUUGGUUGACCUACUUCCCGAGUUGCCAAUGUUGAGGGUUCUUUGCUUAAGCGGCUUCCAGAUAAGUGAGGUACCGGAGUGUGUGGGUCGUUUGAAGCAAUUGAGGUAUUUGAACUUGUCGCAAACUAAGAUCAAAGAACUACCAGAAAAUGUGGGGUAUCUCUAUAACUUGCAAUCAUUGAUUGUUUUUGGUUGUGAUAAAUUAUGUAAGUUGCCUAAAAGCUUUUCAAAGCUUAAAAGUUUGCGACAUCUUGACAUUAGGGAUACUCCAUUAUUAAAGCAGAUGCCCUUAGGAAUUGGGAAGUUGAAUAGCCUACAAACACUUAGCAAGAUCAUUAUUCAAAGAGAUGAUGGUUUUACAAUAAUUGAGCUCAAAGAGUUAAAGAAUCUCGAGGGUAAGAUUUGCAUUGAGGGGUUAAAUAAAGUGCAAGAUGCAAGACAUGCACGGGAUGCAAGCUUAUCGACAAAAAGACUAACUGAGGUAGAGCUGGUAUGGAAUGAUGUAUCUAAUGAUUCUCCAAAUGAAGCACUUGAAUUUGAGGUCCUUAGUGUACUUAAGCCUUCUAGUGACGUUUUAAAGAAAUUCAAAAUCAUGUCAUACUCGGGAACAAAGUUUCCGAACUGGGUUGGUGAUUCCUCGUUUCAUGUGUUGGUCCAUGUUUCGAUAGGUGAUUGUAGAAAUUGUAAGUCAUUACCAGCACUUGGGAGGCUACAAUCACUUAAGGAGUUGGUAAUUGAAGGCAUGAAGGAGGUUAAAGUCAUAGGUUCAGAGCUACUUGGGACGGGUGGUGUUGCAUUCCCUUCACUUAAAACUCUAAGGUUUAAAGAUAUGUUGGGCUGGAAGGUAUGGUCGACCUGUAAGGCUGAUGUAGUGUUUCCAUGUCUUCGAGAGCUUUAUAUAUAUGAUUGUCCUGAAUUGGUUGACAUCUCCCUUGAAGAAAUACCUACAUUGAGAUAUCUAGAUAUAAAGGGUGUUGGCGAUGGUGUAUUGAGAAGCACAAUUCGUGUAGCUUUUUUAGUCACUCAGUUGGUAAUACAUAAUAUUGCAGGGCUUAGUGAUGAGGUGUGGAGAGGUGUUAUAAACAAUCUUGGGGCAGUCGAACAAGUAUGGGUCAAUAGUUGUAAUGAAAUAAGAUACAUGUGGGAAUCAGAGGAAGUCGCAAGUAAGGUUCUUGUGAAUUUAAGGCACCUGGAAGUUAAUGGUUGUUCGGAAUUGGUGAGUUUAGGAGAGAAACAGGAGGAUUGCAGGAGAAAUCUGCUAACAUCCCUUAAGAUCUUGGAACUAAAGCAUUGUGAUAAUUUGAAGGAGUGUAGGUGUCCAGGUAGCAUUGAGACAUUAAAGAUUAAACAUUGUAAUGCUAUUAGACACGUCUCUUUCCCAACAGGAGAAAGUGGAAUGGAGAACCUCAAGACACUCACAAUUAAAGAUUGUAAGGAACUAGUUGUAGUGGGAGAAAAGGAUUUGUUGGGUAAGGGAAAAAAUACCAACAACACACAAAUACUUGAACAUGUGAAAAUUCAUAAUUUGCCAAAUCUGAAAUCAAUAAAUGGGUUAUUGAACUUCAUUCACCUCACAUCCCUGGAAAUAUGGAAAUGUGAAAAUAUAGAGUCAUUUUCGGACCUUGUGCUACCAAAUCUCACGUCAUUAACACUGCUGGUAAUUGUGUAUUGUCCAAGUAUGGAUGAUUGUUUUCCAUGUGGACGUUGGCCUCCAAAAUUAACUAUUCUUGUAACAGGGGGGUUGAAGAAGCCCAUAUCAGAAUGGGGCUCUCAGAAUUUUCCAACCUCCCUUGUUAAAUUAGGAUUAUCUGGUGGAGAAAAUGAUAACGAGGUGAGGAGUUUGAGUGAGUUGUCUCCGCUUCGUCUUCUUCCUUCGCAUCUCACAUAUCUUACAUUAUGGGGAUUUAAGAAAUUGGAAACAAUUUCAGUGGGACUCCAACACCUCACCUCCCUCCAACAUCUCCGCAUCGGGGCUUGUCCAAAACUAAAAGAUAUACCCGUGAAGCUAUUGCCUUCACUCUUGAGCUUAAGAAUUCAAGAUUGCCCAAAACUGAAAGAAAACACAAGUAAAAGUGGUAAAGGCUCUUUCAACUAUUGGCGUAAAAUCUCCCACAUCCCCUGCAUCAAGAUAGAUGGUGAAUUGCAAAAUUAGUUAAUAUACCAUAUUUAUUAAGAUAUCGAGCCAUAUGCAAUGGGAAGAAGGAAGU
This is a messenger RNA of Erigeron canadensis, 3928 nucleotides long. RefSeq names its product putative disease resistance RPP13-like protein 1. Gene Ontology annotation, biological process: defense response to other organism. The transcript is spliced from 2 exons. Bases 1 to 3873 code for a protein of 1290 amino acids. Lineage: Eukaryota; Viridiplantae; Streptophyta; Magnoliopsida; Asterales; Asteraceae. Gene Ontology annotation, molecular function: ADP binding. The record is from RefSeq and is a predicted model, not a curated record.